AUGGCGACUCCCGGCUUUGUGACUCCGGAGGCCCCCUUUGAAUCAUUGAAGCCUCCCAUCUUUGAGGGGUUUAGCGCCACUGUUUACAGCAAUCCAGAGGGUUUCAAGGAAAACUUCCUUCGCAAGACCUGCAAGAACCCGGUGGUACCCAUAGGUUGCCUGUGCACGGCAGCCGUCCUCACCAGCAGCCUCUACUGCUUCCACCAGGGCAACAGCCAGUGUUCACAGCUCAUGAUGCACACCCACGCCGCCCAGGCCUUCACCAUCGCAGCCAUCAUGCUGGGUCUAGCUGCCACCUCUAUAAAGUCUCCACCCUGA
This is a messenger RNA of Pongo pygmaeus (Bornean orangutan), 318 nucleotides long. It is a transcript of the gene HIGD2B, whose product is annotated as HIG1 hypoxia inducible domain family member 2B. NCBI's taxonomy places the organism in Eukaryota, Metazoa, Chordata, Mammalia, Primates, Hominidae. Gene Ontology annotation, biological process: mitochondrial respirasome assembly. Gene Ontology annotation, cellular component: mitochondrion. The record is from RefSeq and is a predicted model, not a curated record.